UGCACUUUUGGUUUGAUUAGGCAAACAUCAUGGGGUUGUCCUAGCACUGAAACCGGAUUUACACUUUUGUUUUUGUAAAUAUUCGUUUUAUUUUUCCCCUUUCCCCACUUUGGAGUAUUGCGCAUUGGAUGUGGGAGACUACGAAGAUGACCAAAGCGCACAAGAGGCAUUUUGGGAAAGAGUGACUGGACCUUGGAGCUUCGUCCUCAGCUGUGAAAGAAAGUUUCCUCGUAAAGAGAAUGACAAGGCUACUCAUCAGAAUAGCACUCAGUCUGUGUAUUCUGCAAAUAUCAGUGGUGGGGGCGGACUUCAGCGAUGUUCCCCCUGGAGAUGCUGUGCGCUCCCUUGCCGAGCAGGAGACCGUGCUGCCCUGUGUGUACAAGCCCACCCAAGAGGAGACCACAGUACAGGUGACGUGGAGCAAAGAGAGGAGCGAUGGGACCAAGGAGCAGAUCAUCCUGGCUCACCACAUUAAUGGCCAGACUGCGUUUGGGGCUUGGUCUCGACGUGUCCGCUUUAAGAACAGUGACCCAACAGUGGACUCGUCCCUGAUCAUCACCAGCACAGAGCUGGGGGAUGCAGGACGCUACAGCUGCCAGAUUAGCACCUUCCCCCUGGGCAACUUUGAGAAGGACAUGGAGCUCACCGUCUGGACCAUCCCCAUCUCGUCCCUGGAGCCAGUGGUGCUUGAGGAGGGAUCUUAUGGGGUAGCAGCCACAUGCCGCUCCACCGCACAGCCCACCCCUCAGCUGUCCUGGGACACUGAUCUGACGGGACAGUCCACCAACCGCACCUACGACAAUGGGGUGGUGACUUCUCAGUAUGCACUGUACCCACUCCGCAGCAUGAACGACAAGAAGCUGGACUGUCUGGUUUGGCACGAGAGCUUCAAGGCCCACAAAAGGAUCAGCAACAAGCUGGUGGUGCACUACCCUCCUCAUGCUGAGAUUACUGGGUUCAAAGGCGACUGGCACCUGGGUCUGGAGAAGGCUGCUCUCAAGUGUGUGAGUGGAGGAAACCCUGCCCCCCACCUCUACACCUGGCAAAGAGAUGGUGAAGAUGUCCCUGAAGGAGCAGUCCCUCAGCCUGAUGGCACUUUACUGUUCGAGCGCCCCCUCAGUCUGUCUGAUGCAGGCAUGUAUCAAUGUGUGGCCGACAACAACAUUGGCAUUGGGAAGGCUGAGGUUCAUAUCACCAUAAAAGAGACGGAGAAGCAGGUGUGGCCUAUGGAGAACUUCCUGAUGAUCGUGGUAGGGGCGGCAGCCGGGGGUCUUCUUCUCCUCAUGCUCAUUGUAAUCAUCAGUGUGACUUGUCACCACAAACGCAGCAACAAGAAACUCAAGAGGGAACUCACAGAGAAGAAACAGGAGAUCAGCACGCUCUCUCGACAGGCUUCUAUCAGGAGAAUGAACUCAGUCAGCACAGACACCAGAGGAGCGACGGAGGAGAACAUCCCAUUACGGGUGGAGGGCACCCUAAGGACCAGCCUGUCAUCCCUCGGGGAGCAGGCAUACUGCCGGGACAGCCGCUCCACCAUCUCCGGCCGGGGCGGGGGCGGAGGAGGAGGGGCUGUGGACUACCUGGGCAGACCGGUCCUGCACAACAACUCACGCAGACUGAGAGAGAGACUGCUGCUGGACCGAGAUGAGGAGAGCCGUCUCCGAGUGGAGAACUAUGUCCGCAACAGCAACAUGUCCCUGCAGGAGACCCGAUACCAGCCUCCUCUGAUGCCCACCUCCUACCCCAUUCAGAGCACUGAGGUGGUCCGACACAUCAACGGUGGCCUGCUCAUCCCUAGUGAGAGCGGAGGGUCACGGCAGAGCAGCAUCAUCAAGACCCCCUUACCUCUUCCCCCUAUGAGCAGCCCACCACCCUACCCCCCUGUAACUGACGAUGAAGACGAGGUGGACGAAGGUCUGGGGGGUCCCACUAACAGCCAGGACCCUCCCGAAUUCCAAGACAGCGAGACCAACAGCUCCCAAGUGUCCUACCCCAACAGCAAUGGCUCAUUGCGGCCCAAAAUACGGCCAUUGACUCCUAUAGUGAGCCCCCACGCUUCUCUCAUUCACAAAGCACAGAUAGUCUAGUUGGUGUACCGACCGGAAUGUUAAGAUAGACAAUUUUAUAACAUUUAAAAAAAAUAUUUUUUGUUUUUUCUGCUUUUAGAACAGAUAUCUAUGGAGAACAUAUUAACGUGUGGGACCUUUGACUGUGGAAUUUAUAUAUUUUUCCGGUGUCUGAGUGCCACUUGUCCAAGUGCUCUACUUCCCCCCCCCAUGAACUUUAAACAUGCACAAUAAUAUCCUCCAGCUAGCUACUCCUGACCAUGAAACUUACUCCAGGUGUAGAGAUGGGUCCCUGGGUGUGCUUCGCAGGUUAUGUCAGCGACAUUGAAGCUCCACGGCAACAAUUAAGCUAAUCAACAUGAUCCUAACUUAUGCUGAGAACAUAAGGGAUGGUGCCCGGAUACUGUAAAGCUAAGAGCCCUCAAUGAAUCUCUGUCGCUUUUGUAGUGAACUAAACCCUACCAAACGGAAUCACUUCAACGUGCAUAAAUAAAACUAAACUGUAAGCACAUUUUUAAAGUGGAAACGUUAAAAUACCAAGGUUAAAAUGGCACAUUGAGAGAGCUUUUUACAGUGUCUCGUGCAAUAUUUACUCAGCGUGGGAACAGAGAAGACAUUUCCGGGUUGACGGAUGAAACUCUAGAUGUUCGGCAGGAGAAGACGAUGCCGCGACAUGUUUUAGUUUUCCAAAGUCGUCUGUCAUCGGGCGACAUAGAAAGUGCCUCAUCAGAAAGUUGCAACACUCCACCGCAGCUGUGACAUUAAGACAAAUCAAUGGUUGCCAUUUUUCACACACACUGGUUUUGGGAUCGUAUCCAAACUACCACACCUCAUAUCUCCAUAAUGUCCCCAUGACUGCGCCCACGGCAGAAGGAGAUAAUGAGAAGUUCUCAAUAGACUCCACAUUAAACAGCAUUGGACUUGAAAGCUGAAUGUGCCAAUUUGAUACACUUAACAUGUAUUAUGGACUACAAUGAACUACAAUGACUUAUAAUGUUCUAUGUAUGGCAUGGAAUAGAAUGUGGACGUAUUGUUUUCAUGUUAUUGAUUUGAAUUCUAAGAUUUUAUUUUGAAAACUUGUGUAUAGUAAUAUUGCCAUUAUUUGCUUUACCAAUGGGAGCUGACAAAAACAGAUGCAGUCAUUUGUCUUUUUUAUCUAUCAGAAGAAUUUUUAAUGAUUCAAAUGUGUAGUGAGGCUUAGUGCCCUACAAAUUCACACAAUUUAUAUUAAUUUAAUUUUGUGCAGAAAAAUCACAACUGAUGCAUAAAUUUAAGUAGAAGUAAUUUAAAUAAUAAAAUGUGUGUUGGUCUGCCACAUUAGUCAUAUUUCCCAAUAUGAGUAAAGCCAUAUUGGUAUGUAAGUUUGUUAAAAUUGAAUGCAGAAAAUAGAUAAUUAAUUCAAUAUUAAUCAUGUUUUAAGAUACCAUCAAGUUUGUUUACUAACAUUGCUCUGCCAGUUUUUUUUCUUUAUUUGUAUUUCCAUGGAAAGUUAUUUUGCAUAAAUUUUAUAAAAUGUCUGGCUGCUCUCUGAAAGAAUAAUAUUGCAAAAGUACAUAUUGUCAGAUUUAUUACCAAAGUUUAUUUUUGUUGAAUUUCUGUAUCGGUUACAGCUGUGCCUUGGACAUGGUCAGGAGAGUGCCAAAAAUAUUGAGAAUACAUAAUACAUAAUUUUUGGUUAUGAAGUAUUAUUUGUAUAUUUUGAUAUAUCUCCGUAAGCAGUGUGUGGGCAUGUUAUGACACAGACAAGGCCAACAGGUUUAACUUCAUUCAGGCAGUAUUCAUAGUAAACAGCGCCCUCCUGUGGGUAUUGCAGUAACAGCAGUAUGCCGUUCCACUGUGAUAGUUUGUAUGUAUGGAAUUGUGACAGUUAUUGAGAUUGUGUGAAGAUUUUGUAUUGGUGGAUGGAAAUAAAUGUGUUUCCUCAAAUAAAAUUUCAUAUUCUGUGUUCU
Molecule: messenger RNA, 4015 nt
Organism: Periophthalmus magnuspinnatus
Lineage: Eukaryota; Metazoa; Chordata; Actinopteri; Gobiiformes; Gobiidae
Gene: nectin4a
Product: nectin cell adhesion molecule 4a
Exons: 11
Coding region: 240-2087 (615 amino acids)
Biological process (GO): homophilic cell-cell adhesion; heterophilic cell-cell adhesion
Cellular component (GO): adherens junction
Source: RefSeq, a predicted model, not a curated record